Molecule: messenger RNA, 5577 nt
Organism: Notolabrus celidotus (New Zealand spotty)
Lineage: Eukaryota; Metazoa; Chordata; Actinopteri; Labriformes; Labridae
Product: seizure protein 6 homolog
Exons: 18
Coding region: 290-3331 (1013 amino acids)
Biological process (GO): synapse maturation; regulation of dendrite development
Cellular component (GO): endoplasmic reticulum; dendritic shaft; neuronal cell body
Source: RefSeq, a predicted model, not a curated record
CUCUCUCCAUGUGCCGCCUGCUCACACAGACACGAAUCCUCUCACUGAGCGUCCAAAUUAAACAGGGACCUCCGCGUUUCACUUGAUUAUUCUCAGCUGUCUUCACUCCGACAACAUAUACCGGAAGUGCAACAGCAAACCCCGCGGCUCUGCUCGCGUUCCGCGGACGUGAAAAAUCAUCGCUUUGCUUGUUUCUUUUGUUAUUUUGAAGCACUGGAAGUAUUCUUUGCCAACACGAGGACGUCUUUCUAUUGCCUCGCGGAGAAGAGCACCCUCGACUUUAGUAGACAUGUGUGUGAGACGGGACUGUCGAUUCAAGAGCCUGUUGGCGGUUUUGAUUCUUGCUGCUGCUGUGGUUGAAAUCCAUGGACAAGGGCCAAAGGAAAUUAAUGGCAUCAGCAGAAGGACACUUGACCCAGACAGGGAAGCACCAACAAUAGACACAGAGAGCGAGAUCCAUGUUGUCACAACGGCCUUGCCGAUGAACGUUCCCAAUCACCAGCCUGUCCUCAAGGGGCUACUGCUUCAUGAGCACCUACUUACAAGGGACUUCGAGGGCGAGCAGCAAUUUUUUGGGAGGGAUGGCUCUGUGGCGGCUUAUUCCACCAUGCCAGGAGAUACUGUGACUCAGCUAGUACCCCAUGAGGAAGCCCCAGCCUUCUCAGACAUUGCCUCUACCGCCACCGCGGCUGCCACCUCCCCCUUGACCACAUUUUCCCCAACAACACCAAGGCCCAUGUCUCUGCCUUAUAAGACGUCCUCUAGAGAGAAGACCAGUGGCGAAGACAAGGUAGUGCCAACAACAGACUCCCUUACCACCCAAGUGACACUACACAAUAGAGGUUCAGGUAGUGACAACAACCCAGCAGCUUCUUUGUUGUCGCAGAGAGGUAGGCCUCAAAGUUUGAGUGCGAUUCCUGCCGAGCCAACUCUUGCUCCGUCAUCUAUGAGAAUGGAGAAAUUAGAACCCAGGGAAACAGCACUGAAAGAUAAAACCAGCCCUGAUCAUCCACCAUCUCAUAAGACGUCGGUAUCCAAAGAUGAAUUUACCACCAGGACGUCCACAACUGUUAUCACUACUACCACCAUCACCACCAUGCAAACAACAGAGCCAUGCAGUCUGAAUUUCACUGACCCUGAGGGUAACAUCGAAAUCCUGCAGCAGCUUGACUCUGGAGUGGAGUGUAACUACCUGGUUACUGUCUACCUGGGAUAUGGCAUUGAGGUUCAGGUACUAAAUGUGAGUGUGAUGGAAGGCGAGCAGGUGACAGUGGAGGACACGGGUGGCCGAGAACCAUUCAUCCUCGCCAAUGAGUCGGUCUUGUUGAGGGGCCUUGUGUUACGCAGUCGGAGCAACCAGAUCUCCAUACAAUUCCGUAGUGAGCAACAACACAACUCUGGAUUCCUCCAUCUGCAUUACCAAGCUUUCGUGCUGAGCUGUUCAUUCCCCAAAGAACCUGCCGGUGGAGAAGUUUCUGUGACACAUCUCCACGCCGGUGGUGAAGCCUUCUUCAACUGUUUCACCGGCUACAAGCUGCAAGGCCCCAAAAUGCUCACCUGCCGCAAUGCAACCACACCUUACUGGAGUGGAAAGGAGCCCCGAUGUGUGGCAUCCUGUGGGGGAAUGAUAAAAAACGCCACCUAUGGUCGCAUCGUCUCCCCUGGUUUCCCUGGCAACUACAGCAACAAUCUGACAUGCCACUGGGUCCUGGAGGCCCCUGAAGGCCACCGGCUUCACGUUCACUUUGAGAAGGUGGCUCUGGCAGAAGACGAUGACAGGCUGCUGAUAAAGAAUGGAAACAACAUAGACUCUCCUCCUGUGUACGACUCCUUCGAAGUGGAGUAUCUACCUAAUGAAGGUGUUCUCAGCACUGGACGCUACCUCUUCAUAGAGUUCACCACAGACGGGACAGUGACCUCCACUGGAGCAGCCGUCAGAUAUGAAGCUUUUGCAAAAGGAAUGUGCUACGAGCCCUUUGUGAAGUACGGCAACUUCAGCAGCAGUGACUCCACCUACGGCGUGGGCGCUGUGGUUGAAUUCUCCUGUGACCCUGGCUACACACUGGAGCAGGGCUCCGUGGUGAUAGAGUGUGUGGACGCACAAAACCCCCAGUGGAAUGAGACGGAGCCGGCCUGCAGGGCUGUUUGCAGCGGCGAGAUCACAGACUCUGCUGGCGUGGUGUUGUCUCCUAAUUGGCCCGAGGCUUAUGACAAAGGACAGGACUGCAUCUGGGGCAUCCAUGUGGAAGAGGACAAGAGGAUCAUGCUUGACAUCCAAGUUCUCCAUAUUGGCAAGAACGACCUCCUGACCUUCUAUGAUGGAGAUGACCUGACAGCCAACAUCUUGGGCCAAUACAGCGGCACCAAGCCACACUUCAAGCUGUACACCUCCAUGGCUGAUGUCACCAUUCAGUUUCAGUCAGAUCCUGCGACAAACAUUUACGGCUACAACAAUGGAUUCGUGGUCCAUUUCUUUGAGGUUCCCCGGAAUGACACCUGCCCAGAGCUACCUGAGAUCACAAAUGGCUGGAAAAGCACGUCCCAUCCUGACCUCAUCCAUGGCACCGUCAUCACUUACCAGUGCUACCCUGGGUACGAGCUGGUUGGCUCUGAGAUCCUUAUGUGUCAGUGGGAUCUUUCAUGGAGCGGUGAUGUCCCGAAAUGCCAGGAAGUUAUGACGUGUCACGACCCUGGAAAUGUGGAGCACAGCCAUAAGGUGAUCACUGGAAGCCGCUUUGCUGUUGGGUCUUCGGUGCAGUACAUCUGUAAUAAAGGCUACAUCCUGUCCGGCAGCAGCCUGCUCACCUGCUAUAACCGAGAUUCAGCAACACCCAAGUGGAACGAGAGGCUGCCCAAAUGUGUCCCUGAAAAGUAUGAACCAUGCAGGAACCCUGGCGCUGCCUCCACCAGUGUGCAGAGCUCUGAAAAGGCCUUUUACCAAGCAGGAGAGAUGCUGACCUUCUCCUGCCACUCGGGCUAUGAGCUGCAGGGUGAGGCCACCAUCUACUGCAUCCCUGGACACCCAUCACAGUGGAACAGCACUCCACCUGCCUGCAGAACAGCGUCCACCCAAGUUGUGAAUGAACGCAGACUGGAUGUUGUUAACAUGGAUUACGGUAUGGAGGGAACCAAUAUUGCCCUUGCAGUUUUCAUCCCGACUGCAAUUGUCUUGGUGGUCAUCCUCAGCAUUUAUGUCUACUUUGCAAAACUACAAGGGAAGUCCAUCAGAAUGCCAACAUCCUCACCACCGUAUGACAACAUGACAGAGGAGUCAGCUUUCGACAACCCUAUAUACGAGAGCGGACAUUGGCAGUCCAAUUCUAGAAAUUAAACCCUGUCAGUCCAGCUUGGAUGUACCACUGAAGAAAUAAGAGGACAAAUGAAAAAGAUAAAGAGGUAUCCAUUUAGAGACCUUAAAGCAAGAAUUGCUCAAGCUUUGCCUUUUGGGACUCUCUCUGCACUGCUCAUCUUUCCCUUCCUCUUUUUUUGUUCUGAAAUGACAUUUUUUUCUUUUCUUCCCCUCUGUGUGGAUUACUGUACAUAUGUCUUUCUUUCCACAAUCUAACCUGUGAAUUUGUGGAUCACCAUGGUGAUAUUUUUAUAAAGUAAACUGCUGACGACCGUUGGUGAUUGUAUGUUUUUCAGUAUUUUUUGAUGCCCUACGCCUGUAGCAAAUAGAGACUGAAGGGAAUUGGUGCGUAGACUGUUGUGAUCUGUUGGACACAAAUUCCCCCACCACUCUUUGGAAAAUUUCCAUUGUUAUUUUUGUUUCUAUUGUGUGUAUGGGCCUGCUCUUUGUAAAUAAACUGCCUGUCCAACAUGAGUGCCUCACGACUGACUAUAACCUGAGAAAUCACUUGUGAAAAUGUAAAACUCAAUCUUUUAGUUGGAUAUUAUUUUGUAUUUUCAGGCUUGACUUUCUUAACACUCAGCACUGUUCAGUCUGAUCCAUUGCACAGUUUCUCAUCAAGAUGUUUUCCUACCAGCUGAAGUGGGAUUCCAACUGCUUACAGCCUCUGGGGAUUUUACAGAUACGUGUUUUCAUAUGUGACUCAUCAGCUAUGCACAAUUGUCUUUUUAAUGUUACACUGUAAAAGGUCUGCCUCAAACGAAGUAGCGACUUAUUCAUUUAUGUAUGUUCAAAAUUAUUGUUGCAACUCAGUUUGUGCAGACCCUGGGAUAAAAACCCAAUGACACCAUACAAUAAGCUCACAAUUUGGCUCUGUUGCUAAUGCAGGCUGUUCAGUCAAAGAUGGGACAUUUCCUACAAUGAAAAGUGUAAAAGAGUGCAAAAUAGAUCUCUAUUGAACAGAUGGGUUUUUAUGUACGGUUGCAUUGCUGUGGUUUAUCUGACUGUUUCAAAUUUGUAGAUAGUUCUCAUAUACUUUUGUGCAUAUGCUUUAUAUUUUAACAAAUACUUCUUUCAGCAUCACAGCUGUUCCAACCACACACAGAAAACCAAAUCACAUUUAAAUAUAUAUAAUCCUCUGAUUAAUAAUAAAAUAAAUUGUUGUUUAAAGUAUUGGUAUUGACUCAUUGAUAAGUAAUUUAAUUCAUUUGCUUGUGUCAUUAAAAACUUAUAACAAAGAGUCAUCCAGUAUAAACAGUGGAUCAUAUAAUAUGAAUGACCUUUUCAGGUAAGUGUUUGACAAUGUGCUAAAUGUUUACAUUGGCUUGGAUUUAGUGGAUUUGGGAAAGCCAACCCCUUAUAUGAAAGAUGCUUGACAUAUCACGGUUGGACAUUUACAGAUUUAUAUGAUUUAAUCAAAGACUGUACAAAAUAUGGACGUAGUAUCUGUGACGUCAGCCAUCUGUUCCUGAGCGCUGUUUUGAAGCCAAUCAACGGCAGCAGCCAUAUUGGUUUGCGGAACUCAACCAGGCAUAGGGUGCUUCUCAAAGCUCUGAACUGAAGUCUCCUCGCUCCUCACUCCUCGGCCGAACCGGAAGUACUUACUGACGCGCCAUUUUAACGUGCGUCCCAAAGCUCUAAACGCUGCUGGAGGAGAGAGGAGUGAGGAGCGAGGAGACUGAUCCGAGGACGGAUAAUCGAGGAAACACGAGAGCAGACUUUACAGAAGUCUUUUCUCUGACAGACACGCCCCCUUACCGGAUAUCACUCACCGAUUGGACGCUGCAGCGGCUCGGACUUAACCGAAACUUAACAUCAGCUGAGUUUAAUAACAAAGAAAAGAUGGACCUUAAAACAGUCACUAAGGGUGCCCUGAAACAGAUCAUAAACAGCCGUCGGUUUCUAAACAGUCUGUAUGUGAUGAGCUGAGAUUAAAACGUGUUUGAUGUGAGUUUUAAAAACAAUAUACUGAUCGCAAAAUCAUAAAUUCAACAUUACAGAGGAUGGAUUAUGUUAUAUCUGAUUGUGUUUGUCAGAUUCACUGUCUAAUGAAAUAGAGUAAUAGAGUCUAAUAUCAUAGAUAGAAUAUAUAUCAAUGAUCAGUUAUUCCUCCUGUUAGUUUCCCCGUUUGUUCUGGUUUUCUUCAUGAAGAGAAGUCUGACAGUAAAGUUUGUCUGUUAGUAAAAACACUUUUUCCUGUCAGGUUAAUAAAGUUUUAUAUGAGGCUG